AACUCAAAAUCUCAACUAAAGCUUCCAAUUGGCUAUGCUCUUGAAGUGCCGUGUCAAAUUCAAUAAUUCUAGUUCUUUCGUGUUCUAAGGGAAUUAUAUUUUAAAAAUACAUUUCUAUUAUAUUUAGUUUAACUUCAGCCAUGUAUUCUAUAAAAUUAGGAUAGAAUGAAUGAACGGAUAUAAGGUUCUUUCCUAGGACGAGAAAACAAUCGCCCAGAAAGAAGAUCGAACAGCUGAGCCAUGGCCGACAAAGCCUCCGUUUCAUUGCCACUGCAAGAGAGAAUUCCUGCAAAAAACAAAUUAAAAAGGCUCUCCGAACUCCUCAUACUGUCUCUUCUCCUCUCUCUCCUCUCUUACCGACUCUCCUCCCUCUCAUCAAACCGAAGCUUGGUCUGUCUCCUAGCCUUGUUCUGCGAAGCCUGGUUCACUUUCGUCUGGCUUCUCAACGUCAACGUCAAAUGGAGUCCGGCGAUCUACAAAACAAACCCCGAUCAUCUCCUCAACAAAUUUAAUAUUGAUGAGCUUCCAGCCAUAGACAUAUUCGUUACAACAGCUGACUCUGAGCUAGAGCCACCGAUCAUCACAGUGAACACAGUACUUUCGUUGCUGGCCGUUGAUUACCCAGCAAACCGUCUAGCCUGUUAUGUAUCGGACGACGGCGGUUCGCCGAAGACUUACUUCUCACUCAUACAGGCUUCAAAGUUCGCAAACCGUUGGAUUCCUUUCUGCAGAAAAUACAACGUCAAAGUUCGUGCUCCAUUCAUGUAUUUCUCUCAGGAGCCUGACCAGUCAUUAAAUGGCCUAUCUUUGGAUUUCCUGAGAGAUUGGAAGGAGAUUAAGAACGAGUAUGAAGAGCUUAGACAAACGAUAGAAGACAUGGGGAAAAGUCAUUUGCCACCUCUCCAAGGAGAUGAUUUUGUUGAGUUCUCUAACAUUGAGAGAGGAAACCAUCAAAGCAUUGUGAAGGUAUUAUGGGAGAACAAAGACGGCAAAGAUGGUAUCCCUCAUUUGAUAUAUGUAUCUAGAGAAAAGAGGCCAAAACAUCCACAUCACUUCAAAGCUGGAGCCUUGAACGUUUUGACAAGAGUCUCAGCAUUGAUGACGAUUGCUCCAUUUUUUCUAAAUGUGGAUUGUGACAUGUUCGCUAAUAAUCACCAAGUAAUACUCCAUGGAAUCUGCCUUCUACUCGGCUUUGAUGAAGAGAGGUCCUGUGGCUAUGCUCAAACCCCUCAAAUGUUUUAUGGAGUCUUAAGAAUGAUCCCUUGGAAUCAGUUGGAGGUCUUCCAAAAGUUUAUGGCAGAAGGGAUCGCUGGGAUUCAGGUCCUUAUAAUGGAGGAAGUGGAUCCUUUCACAGGAGAAAAGUUAUUUAUGUCUUUAAGAAGAAAUAAGAAAUUCGUGCGAAAUGAAGCCUUAAUUAUCUUUUUUUUUUUUCCUUAUAUUUUAUUUUUUAAACAUAAUGUGCAGUUGGGCCUCUUCCAAAGAGUUAAGAAGUAUAUUGGAAACUCUAAUGAGCUUAUCGGCUCAACUAAUGAGAUAAUUAAGAAAAGAAGCCAAGGGAGGAUUUCGUUUCAUCAACGAACUUUCAAGCAGGACAGAAAUAGCCAAGCAAGUAGCGUCAAUCCACCUUUUGAGCUAAUACAAGGCUGGGGUAAAGAGAUAGGCUGUCUGUAUGGUUCCAUGACUGAAGACGUUUUAACUGGGCUUCGUAUCCAAUCUAUGGGCUGGAAGUCGACCUUUUUUAAUCCCAGCCCACCCGCAUUUCUUGGAUGUGCGCCAACAGGCGGACCCGCAUCCCUUAUGCAGUACAAGAGGUGGGCAACGGGCCUUCUUGAAGUUCUCUUCGACAAGGACCACAGCCCAGUUGUGGGGACUCUCACCAAGCAACUACACUUCCGCCAGUGUCUUUGUUAUAUAAAGAUCAGUAUUUGGGCUCUCCAAUCCGUCCCAGAAUUGCUUUACUCUCUUCUACCUUCUUGCUGUCUAAUCACUGGAACCUCAUUUCUGCCCAAGGUAUCGGAGGGACAGUUUCUGCUGGCAGCAAUGUUGUUCGCCGGAUACAAUCUAUACAGCCUUGAAGAAUACAAGCAGUGCGGCAAGUCUUGGCGUGAAUGGUGGAACAACCAACGCAUGCAACGCAUAACCGCCAUAACCGCCUUCCUCUUCGGCUUCCUCUCCGUCGUCUUCAAACUCCUCGGCCUCUCCGAGACCAUCUUCGAGGUCACCAGAAAGGACCAGGUACACAUGCCCGCCCAUGCCGAGCCGGGCCGGUUCACCUUCGACGGGUCACCCAUGUUUAUCACCGGGACGAUGCUAGUGCUCGUGCAGAUUACUGCGAUAGGGGUGGCGUUGGUAAGCUGGGCGGGUGGAGCGGUCGGGCCGGAGACGAAUGGUCCGGGGGUGGCGGAGAUGGUGUGUAGUGGGUGGGUUUUGAUCACCUUCUGGCCGUUUGUGAGGGGACUAUUUGGAAAGGGAAGUUACGGUAUUCCAUGGUCAGUGGUGAUCAAAGCAGGAGUAUUGGCGGUUUUGUUCCUGCAGCUUUGUAAGUCUUGAACCCAAUUGGGCGGAUCUACUUCUUCUGCAUUUUAAUUUGGAUCCUGAUAAAAUUUGAAGUUCUGUUGCUUUCAAGUUGCAACUUAAAUUUUAUAAAUAACCUGUUAUUGAUUGUAUUUAA
Molecule: messenger RNA, 2671 nt
Organism: Dendrobium catenatum
Lineage: Eukaryota; Viridiplantae; Streptophyta; Magnoliopsida; Asparagales; Orchidaceae
Product: cellulose synthase-like protein H1
Exons: 9
Coding region: 241-2550 (769 amino acids)
Biological process (GO): plant-type primary cell wall biogenesis; cellulose biosynthetic process
Cellular component (GO): trans-Golgi network; plasma membrane
Molecular function (GO): cellulose synthase (UDP-forming) activity; mannan synthase activity
Source: RefSeq, a predicted model, not a curated record